AUGCCGGAAGAGUACAUGUCCAUGCUGAAAAGCCUACCAUCAGAGGUAGACAAGGUCAAAGAAGCGGUUGUCGGAGUAGCAACUGUCGACGUCUCCAUUCAAAUAGGACCGCCUCGUCAUCUCGCCUCUGGUAUUCUGUACGGAAUACCAGAUAGACCUAAUCAGAUACCAGAUCACUUCUACAAAGACAUUGGCUUCAACUAUGGUCGCGGUGGUGGAUCUCAGUUGCCUUGGACCAAAGGCUACGCCGUCUGCCUUGAAGACUACAAGGCUCGCUUUGCAUCGGCCCUGAGUAACUACAGAACUACUCGUAAACACGGCGGCGAGUUCAUCUACUUACUCCCUGCUGCCUGGGGUGCUGAUGGUGGACAAUCGGACGGCUUUGUGUACCCUGGAGAUGACAAUGAUUGGACAAGCUGGGAUGCGUUUCUUGAACGGACGCUUGAUGAUGUUAAGAAGUCUGAUAUGAUUGAUGGCCUUGUGGUGGAUAUUUGGAAUGAACCGGACUUGACCUUCUUUUGGAACCGCUCGAUGGAGCAGUGGCUGGAGCUCUGGACUCGUUCGUUCAAGAAGAUUCGGUAUGUUAAUCCUUAG
Molecule: messenger RNA, 594 nt
Organism: Fusarium musae
Lineage: Eukaryota; Fungi; Ascomycota; Sordariomycetes; Hypocreales; Nectriaceae
Exons: 2
Coding region: 1-594 (197 amino acids)
Source: RefSeq, a predicted model, not a curated record